UAUUACUGUAUUUUGUGUCCCCCAGGGAGCAUGGCUUGGCUCAGGAAUGAUGUGUUGUCGUUCCUGCCAGACCUCAUCACCUACACGACACUCACAUUAGUCGUCGCCAUCGUACUGCCAUGGCUCAUCAGGAGGCAGCGGAAGAUUUGGCUGAUAGAGCAGAUCCCAGGACCGAAGGCACUUCCUAUACUCGGCAAUGCACUUGAAGUUACUGUUGAGCCUCGAGAAGUCUUCCAAGCAAUAAUUUGUUCAGCUCGUGUAUGGAAACAUCAUACUUCCCUCGUCCGUGCCUGGGCAGGACCCUUUCCCCUAGUGCAAAUGACCAACUGCAGAACUGCAGAGGUGAUCCUGAGCAGUCAAAAACACCUGGACAAAAGUCGUGAAUACAACUUUCUGCACCCCUGGCUCGGCACUGGUCUCCUCACCUCCACAGGAAGCAAGUGGCACUCUCGCCGGAAGCUGUUGACCCCGGCCUUCCACUUCAAGAUUCUGGAGGAUUUUGUGGAGGUUUUCAACAACCAGAGCAACAAGAUGGUGCAGAAGUUGCAGCAGAAGGCAGAUGGCAAGCCUUUUGAUAUCUUCCCAUUUGUUACGCUCUGUACCCUUGAUAUUAUCUGUGAGACUGCUAUGGGGUGUAACAUAAAUGCUCAGGAUAAUAGCGACUCACACUAUGUCAAGGCAGUGUACAGGUAAGUAACACUGGUAGUGUACAGGCGAACUAACUGGUCUCUGAUAAGUGACCUUCGUGAGGAGGUUGAUACAUUUAUGUUUGAAGGUCACGACACUACAGCUGCUGCUAUCAACUGGUCACUCUAUUUGAUUGGUUGUUACCCAGAGAUCCAGGCCCGUGUUGAUGAGGAGCUGCAGUCUAUCUUCGGUGACUCAGACCGUCCAGUGACCAUGGCUGACCUGCGUGAGAUGAAGUACACAGAAAACUGCAUCAAAGAGGCACUCAGACUCUUCCCUUCUGUGCCUAUCCUGGCCAGAGAGCUCAGAGAGGAGGCUGUUAUAGAUAAUUAUCGCAUCCCAGCUGGCACCACUGUGAUGGUGGUGACCUACAGCCUUCACCGUGACCCAGCACAGUUUCCCAAACCGGAAGUCUUUGACCCGGAUCGCUUUUUACCGGAGAAUGUCAGCAAGCGACACCCCUACGCUUACAUUCCUUUCAGCGCUGGACCCAGGAACUGUAUCGGCCAGAAAUUUGCACUUAUGGAGGAGAAGAUCCUGCUGAGUAACAUCCUGCGUAAGUUCCGCGUAGAAAGCGUCACUCGCCGAGAAGACUUACGCAUUCUCGGAGAGCUCAUUCUCAGGCCAGAAAAUGGUAACACUUUGAAACUUACUCCCAGAGCAUAAAAGAAGUGACAUGAAGGUACUUUAGACUACUUAGAUAGUAAAGAAUUUUGUAUCUUAAGGAUCAGUGAGGUCAUUUUUAAUUUGAAUUAAGAAUAUGAAAUAAAAAUAAUUAUGGUUAUAUAAGAUGAGAACAUUAAGAGAGAAGAACAACAGUUCCUCUCAUUCUCGUGGGAGACUUAAACUUUUAUGUCAUUGUAGUGUUUAGAUCCUGCAACUUACACUCAUAUACACCGAAUAUUAUUGUUGAAGAGACAGGGGAAAAAAAACAUGUAUAGUUCAGGAUAUUUAUUAGAGAACACUGUUUCGCCACCAGUUGCGAAACUUUUCCUCUAAUAAAUUUCCUGAUCUGUAUGUAAAUGUAUUUUUUCCAUAUCCUGUUGGUAUCACUAUACUAUUUUUCAGUUCAAGAGAUAGUAUAGACCAAGUGUCAAGAUUAAUAAAUUCUUUUAUAAUCACAGUAGUACUCAUUCAAAAAUUUUUUAAUGUCAUUACAUCGCCCAAGGUAUCACUUAGCAUGUAGGAUCUGGUAAUGUGAAAGACAAUACGUUUCGUCCAGAACUGAACUUUGUCGAGUUUAUUGAAGCUCCGUCCUGAACGAAUCGUCGUAAAAAAUAAUCCUUAUAAUAUUAAUAAAGUCUCUGUUCG
Messenger RNA from Cherax quadricarinatus, 1998 nucleotides. The record is from RefSeq and is a predicted model, not a curated record. Lineage: Eukaryota; Metazoa; Arthropoda; Malacostraca; Decapoda; Parastacidae.